UUAAACUACGCACAAAGCGCGAAAGUAAACAUUUCAUUUUCAAUUCACUUGUCGCCGAGUGAAAAUCAAGUGCCGUCACCGACAGUUACUUAAUUAAAUUAAAUUAAAAGUGUGAAAAAAUUAAAGUGAAAAUGUUUACACAACAUAACAUCCAAGUUUGGGUUUUCAUGCUAUGCAUUGCCUUCACCCUUGUAUGGGCGCGUCCACAACGGUAUGCACACAUCGCGGUAAUCGAAAAUGAUGCAUAUGAACAGACCUUACCCAACGCGCUGAGAAAUCCCUUCUACAAGACGCCUCGAGUACGCGAGGCACUAGCCAAAUCCAGCUGGUUCGGACCGGGCGAAGAGCCGGUAUAUGAUCGGCAAGCGGAGAAAAUACCACGCGCUGAGAUCUACAACGUGCUCGCACAUGCCGGCUUCAUCAAUCGAAGAGGAAAACUAAUUUAAGUUGGCGACCAAGCAUACCUAGAAGAGUUCUGAGCAUCAUAAAGGAGAGUUAUCUGUAGCUAUACAAGUGGGGUUAUUCGUGAACCAACGAACAAACAGCUUAUUUACCUAACCUAACCUGACUGAGAAAUGUACAUUUAGCAUCGAAAAUAUCAUACUUAUAAAAAUGUAUUUUUAUUUAGGAUUCGUUGUCAACAAACAAAAUCGUGUAUUUGUAUUAUAUUACAACAGAUUUAAUUUAUAUUUUAAAAAUAUUUCAUUGCAGUCAUAAACAUUAAGUGUUGCACAGUCGCAGAGUAAAUGAGACAAAUUGAUACAUUUGUGGUUUGUGUGUUUUACAGUUAUACAAAAUUGUACAUAUUGAAACGGAUUUAAAUAUAUUUAGCUUAGUAGGAACUAAGCGUUUAGAAAAAAUUA
This is a messenger RNA of Bactrocera latifrons, 863 nucleotides long. RefSeq lists its product as uncharacterized. NCBI's taxonomy places the organism in Eukaryota, Metazoa, Arthropoda, Insecta, Diptera, Tephritidae. The coding region runs from base 132 to 446 and encodes 104 amino acids. The transcript is spliced from 3 exons. The record is from RefSeq and is a predicted model, not a curated record.